Messenger RNA from Calliphora vicina (urban bluebottle blowfly), 558 nucleotides. RefSeq names its product general odorant-binding protein 19d-like. The record is from RefSeq and is a predicted model, not a curated record. Gene Ontology annotation, molecular function: odorant binding. Lineage: Eukaryota; Metazoa; Arthropoda; Insecta; Diptera; Calliphoridae. The transcript has 4 exons. The coding region runs from base 49 to 495 and encodes 148 amino acids.
CUUUUGUUUAAAGAAAACGGGUAGAAAUUGUUUAUAUUUCGUAAAACUAUGAAAAUAUUUGUAAUAAUAUUUUUAGUACUUUCUGUAGAGGAAACUUUGCAGCAAUCACUUGAUGGCUUAAUGGAAUUAGCGAAAACUUCUGUCAUUGAUUGUUAUGAAGAUGAAGAAAAUACUAAAAAGAUUGAAAUAACUGAGACUGGCUUUGAAGAUAUUGCGAAUGGAUCUCGUGAUGCUGUAAGAAAUGCAAAAUGUAUUCGUUACUGUAUCAUGAAAAAACAUAAUUUGUUCUCUGACGAUAAUUCGCUAAAUGAAGCAGAAAUCGUACCAUUUUUCGCGUAUUUAUUUAACAACACCAUCGACAAGAACCAUCUUAAAGGAAUCAUUGCUGACUGUAAUAAAGCAAUCGCCAGAGAAACUGAUCGAUGUGAACGUUCUUAUAUGGCAAAUAAUUGCAUUUUACAACGUUUGAACGAGAGUGGCAUGAAAGGUAUUUGAAGAACGGAUAAAUGGCAGAUAUUUUACUUAACAAGCUAUGCUAUUUGUGUAACUGUUUUUAAC